Molecule: messenger RNA, 1767 nt
Organism: Cottoperca gobio
Lineage: Eukaryota; Metazoa; Chordata; Actinopteri; Perciformes; Bovichtidae
Gene: kcnj4
Product: potassium inwardly rectifying channel subfamily J member 4
Exons: 2
Coding region: 1-1614 (537 amino acids)
Biological process (GO): potassium ion import across plasma membrane; regulation of monoatomic ion transmembrane transport
Cellular component (GO): plasma membrane
Molecular function (GO): inward rectifier potassium channel activity
Source: RefSeq, a predicted model, not a curated record
AUGGACGGCAUUUUACCAGAGGAGGCAUGCCAGAAGAUCUCUAGUUUAGGACUCCAUAAAGGCCACAGUGUCCACAACUCCCGACUGCACUCGCCUUGCGACGCAGAAACAGAAGACAGUAGGAGGACGUCGGGAGCCUCUGCUGCACUGCCUAGCACAAGGGGAAAAGGAGGGAUGAACAACUACAACGGGAAGAUUCUGACGAGGGGCUCCAACCAAGUACGGAGCCGGUUUGUAAAGAAAAAUGGACAAUGUAAUGUUCUAUUCACCAACAUGGAUGAAAAAAGGCAGCGCUACCUUGCUGACAUCUUUACCACCUGCGUGGACAUCCGCUGGAGAUACCUGCUGCUUAUAUUCUGUGCCAGCUUCCUGGUCUCGUGGCUUUUCUUUGGCAUCCUCUUUUACAGUGUCUCACUAGUACAUGGAGACUUCAAGGAGCAACCGACGGUGAAGGGGGAUGGGUUGGCGGUGGCAGGGCUGCAUGGACCCUCCACUGGACACACAUCUGGAGGGCAGACACAAAGGAUGCCCUGCAUACUUCAUGUACAUGGCUUUGUUGGGGCGCUCCUGUUCUCCAUGGAGACCCAGACCACCAUUGGUUAUGGCUGGCGCUGCGUUACUGAGGAGUGCCCUUUCACGGUGCUUACAGUGGUCGUCCAGUCCAUUGUAGGUUGCAUUAUCGAUUCUUUCAUGAUUGGCACCAUUAUGGCCAAGAUGGCACGGCCAAAGAAAAGGAACCAGACCCUCGUGUUCUCCAAAAAUGCUGUCAUCGCCCUGCGCGAUGGCAAGCUGUGCCUCAUGUGGAGGGUGGGCAACCUGCGGAAGAGCCACAUCGUGGAGGCUCAUGUCCGUGCCCAGCUCAUACGUUCAUAUGUCACCGCUGAGGGUGAGUUCAUCCCCAUGGAGCAGAUGGACCUCAAUGUGGGCUAUGAUGAGGGCACAGACAGGCUGUUUCUUGUAUCCCCGCUGGUCAUAAUCCACGAGAUAGAUAAAGAUAGCCCCUUGUAUACUUUAAGCCGAGCUGAUCUAGAGACAGAUGACUUUGAGAUUGUCGUGAUCUUGGAGGGGAUGGUGGAGGCCACGGCGAUGACCACCCAGUUUCGUAGCUCCUUCCUUGCCAGAGAGGUCUUUUGGGGUCAUAGGUUUGAGCCUGUGAUCUACGAGGACCGGGACCGCUACAAGGUAGACUACGCUCGCUUUCAUAAGACCUAUGCGGUGCCGUCGACGCCCCACCUCAGCGCCAAAGAGCUCGACGAGGCUGUGAGUCGGGCCUCUUCUGCAUCUUCUCCCGUCUCUGCAUGUAGAACCACCCAAGACUUGAUUCCCAGGUCACUAAGCGCCUUUUGUUACGAGAAUGAAGUGGAAUUGAGCUGUGGGGAGGACGAGGAUGACAUCUUCAACGACCAGAUCGUAGGGAAGGAGAGGGCAGAGGAGAGGAGGACUUCAGUUUCAGUAGACUUCCAAAAUAUGUUCCAGGACACUGCGACCAUGACAUCGGGCAGUCACAGCGUCAUGUGCGUUCUGGACAUGGACAAUAACCAGAUGGAGUUUGACAUCCUACAGACUGCCAUCCCUCUUGAUCCAGUGACCUAUAAGAGUGAGCAAGAGACCUAAAGAUUGUCAUAAAUCCCUCUUUUUUUCACUCACAUAUCCUUUCAACUUUAUCUACAAUUGGACCUGAUGAGGGAUCGUUUGUGGAUGUGUUCAACUUUAGAUUGCAUGUUCAGAAAUUUUAACCCCUUUUGCCUUGCCAGUGUUGUUUCACAU